This is a messenger RNA of Symbiodinium sp. CCMP2592, 585 nucleotides long. The record is from the annotation of a GenBank genome assembly. NCBI's taxonomy places the organism in Eukaryota, Dinophyceae, Suessiales, Symbiodiniaceae.
AUGGCGUCUCCGCAUCCUGUGAGGCCUCCUUGCACGGGCAAGGUCAGAGACCAGAGCUGCAUCUUGCAAAGUUUUGACGGUUGGCUUUGGUCGGCUCUGCAAACGAAAGAGGCGCUUCUGACCAGAAUGAAGAUGGUGUCCCGUCUACUGCUGCUCACCGCUGCCCUUGCGGAGCUGGUCCCUGCGGUGGCUGCCAGGCGUCGCUCGGAGGCCCCGGCAACAAAGGCCCUGGAGCUCCUCGAGAAGCUGUGGAGCCAAGGUCAAGCAGAACUGAACGACGAAGCGCUCAGGUUUGAAAAGCUGAAGCAGUGGUGCGCUGACACGGCCGCCUCCAAGAAGAGCGAGAUCCAGGAUGGUGAGGAGAAGGAGGAGCGCACCAGCGCGGUAGUGGAGAGCGCGGAAGCAGCUGUUGCCGCGGUGCAGGAGGACAUCGAGGAGCUCGUUGCAAAAGCCGGCAAGCUUGAUGAGAAGAGGUUCGGAGUUUGGAAUUGCAGGGACGGUUUGUCGGAUUUCAAGAUAUCUGCCAAUGGUUUGGCCUGCAAGCUCCCUGUGGAUCUGAGGCAUUCUAACAUUUCGAUCAGUUAG